UGAGUGCCCAGGAGUGAGAGGAACUAGAGGAGGAGAGGCAGCGUGAAGCAGCCAGGAGUUGGAGUUAGACCAGGAGCUUGAGCCAGACCUGGAGUCUAAGGUGCUUUUGCUAAAGCAGCAGCAACUAAAGAAGUUGAAAAGAUGCUGGUUGUCUUGGGACUGCUCACCUCCUUCCUUUCUUUCCUGUAUGUGAUAGCUCCAUCCAUCAGGAAGUUCUUUGCCGGUGGCGUUUGUAGAUCAAACGUGCAACUUCCUGGGAAGGUAGUGGUGAUCACUGGCGCCAACACAGGCAUUGGCAAGGAGACGGCCAGAGAACUCGCUCGCAGAGGAGCCAGAGUAUAUAUUGCCUGCAGAGAUGUACUGAAGGGAGAGUCUGCAGCCAGUGAAAUCCGAGCUGAUGCAAAGAACUCCCAGGUGCUGGUGCGGAAACUGGACCUAUCUGAUACCAAAUCCAUCCGAGCCUUUGCUGAGGGCUUUCUAGCAGAGGAAAAGCAGCUCCAUAUUCUGAUCAACAAUGCAGGGGUGAUGAUGUGUCCAUAUUCUAAGACAGCUGAUGGCUUUGAAACCCACCUGGGAGUCAACCACCUAGGCCACUUUCUUCUUACCCACUUGCUCCUGGAGCGGCUGAAAGAGUCCACUCCUUCACGGGUGGUGAACCUGUCAUCGGUAGUCCACCAUGCUGGCAAGAUUCGCUUCCAUGACCUCCAGGGUGAGAAGCGCUAUAGCCGAGGUUUCGCUUAUUGCCACAGCAAGCUGGCUAAUGUGCUUUUUACUCGUGAGCUGGCCAGGAGGCUCCAAGGCACAGGGGUCACAACCUACGCUGUGCACCCAGGCGUGGUCAGCUCUGAGCUGAUCCGGCACUCCUUUCUGCUGUGUCUGCUCUGGCGGAUCUUCUCCCCCUUCGUCAAGUCGGCACGGGAGGGGGCGCAGACCAGCCUGCACUGUGCCCUGGCUGAGGGCCUAGAGCCGUUGAGUGGCAAGUACUUCAGUGACUGCAAGAGGACCUGGGUGUCUCCAAGGGCCCGAGAUAAUGAAACAGCUGAGCGCUUGUGGAAUGUCAGCUGUGAGCUUCUAGGAAUCCAGUGGGAGUAGUGCUGAUGGAAGAGCCACAGCUUUAUCAGGCCUAGUCCACAUCAUACUGAAACGGGACCAAGGAAAAGGCCAGUUCUGAAGGGUUGUCCUCCUGGUUGGCUGCUGUUGAGGAUCCUGUCCUGCUCCGAUUCUCCUGUCUCUUCUGGAAAACUUUGCACACCCAACUCUCUUGUGAGGCUGUUCCAUGGCACAAGAUGUUCACACCUAUAGAGAAUUCUUCUCCAAGGCUUGCAGAGUCAGCUGCCCUCUCCAGGCAGGAGGGCUGCACAGAUGCCAGGCUGGGCACAAGGAUGGCAGAAGAGCCUGGAAAAUUAGGUCAGUUUCCUCACCAAUACCAGAAAUGCCAGCAAGCAUGCUCAGCUGAGGUGACAGGAGCGUCAGCGUUAUACACUGUAUUUCCAGGGACUAUAGACUAUAGACACUGUAUUUCCGGAGACCCAAACUCCGGACUGAUCUCUCUUUGAGAUACUAGUCACAACUCUGGAGUCUGGACCAACUCAGGAAAAUCAUGGCUAAUCCUUGGCCAACUUUAGUUUCUUUCUCUGAUCAUCCUGGAGCCACUGCAUGAAGCUGAACCCUCCCAUUUUCUCUUUCUGGUUCUUUUUAAGAAGUUAAAAAAAUUUUUUUUUGCUAGGUUUAUUAAGAUAUAAUUAACAUAUAAUACUGAGUAAGUUUGAGCUUUCUCAUUUUUGAACAUGUAGAUAGUUUCCUUCUACAAAGUUGCCUUUACCUAAAUUUGUAGAGAAAAUAAAGUCUGUGCAUUCA
Molecule: messenger RNA, 1857 nt
Organism: Leopardus geoffroyi (Geoffroy's cat)
Lineage: Eukaryota; Metazoa; Chordata; Mammalia; Carnivora; Felidae
Gene: RDH12
Product: retinol dehydrogenase 12
Exons: 7
Coding region: 142-1092 (316 amino acids)
Source: RefSeq, a predicted model, not a curated record